CUUUACAGGCAACACAAGGACACCAUCAAGGCGUACUACCGGGGUCCUGAGCCGACUCAAGCAACACCCUUCCAAGAUGGCAGCCAACGGUAGCAGCACGGCUAGCAAGUCUAGUAACAAUGCUGGGGGAAAACCAACUGGGCCGACGGCCGAACAGGUGGUGGGGAACUUCCAGAGGAUGCGUCAGGAACAGCGCGGCAUGGCUUCCAAGGCAUCCGAGUUUGAGAUGGAGAACAACGAACACAGCCUAGUAAUUGAAACCCUUAAGGAAGUUGACCCUUCCAGGAAGUGCUUUCGUCUAGUAGGGGGAGUGCUUGUGGAGAGGACAGUGAAAGAGGUUCUGCCUGCAUUGGAAAACAACAAAGAACAGAUCACCAAGAUCAUAGAGACCCUGUCCUCACAGAUGCAGACCAAAGGCCGUGAACUCACGGAGUACAGGGAAAAGUACAACAUCCGAUUGGUCGGAGAAGGCGAGGGAGAGGGCCAAUCGGCAGACUCCAGGGACAGUGAGGGCGGGGCUUCGAAAGGCGGUACUGGUGUUCUGGUGUCCUAGAUUGUGGACAGACACAUCAGUACUGGAGGAGGGUAUGCCAAAACAUGGUUGAGCCGCAUUAUCUACGUUUGUCAUUAGGGCUACAUUUUUACACAGGAUAUCACAGAUGCAGAUAUGUUUGAUUAUUUUGGUUGGAUUUGGUACAGGUUGCCAGCAUUCAAUGCUGGCAACCUAAACCGAUUUAGAAGCAACAACCACGAAUGCCAGAUAUAUUGUUCAAAACAGUGUGCUACAUGUUCAACCCCUGUUAGCUUGCUAUUGUGUGUGCGUUCAAUGUUGGCAACUUGAAGAGGGUGACUGUUCCUAAACACUUUAGUGAAAUACCAGAGAAAGUCUUUUGAGUCACAAACCUCCCAAUAUAUGUUUUGAAUUUCCUUUAAUAAGCAGGAAGUAUUUCAGUGUAAGCCCCUGUCAUUUAAAGUGUAUAGUUCCGUCAUGGUUAAAUUCACCUUUUGGAGAGAUCGGUGAAUGCAUGGACACCAAACACCACAGGCAAUUAAUUGCAUAGUAGAAGGAUUAAAACAUUGAAUAAAUACCUGUUCAAGAUACUGUACUCAAGUUACACAGGCCUUUUGGUUAACCCUAACCCUUUUUUUUACUGAACUUCGCUUUGAGGUCGUACUGUAAGCCUCUUUCACGUCAGGCGAUGAUCCAUAACAGGCUUUCCCACUCCUUUCAAUCAGUUAAUGUUUACUCCUUCACAAUCAAAUAUUAAUGAGUUGCUCCUGAAAAUGCAACCUCACUGAGGGAAAAAGGUCUAGUCGUUCCAUUUUUGGUAAUAAACAGGUGUUUUAACAGGUGUCCAUUAUGGAGCAGAAGGGUAAAAUGUGAAUGUACUUCUUGCUUCAGUGAGAACUGAUGAAAUCGAUAAGUAGAUGCAUAUAACCAUUCUAGAUUUUUGGAACUGUUAGCGUUCAUUUGAACCCAACUUGCAUCAGUAAGAUAAUGGCUAGAAAGCUAUAGGGAUGGACGUGUUCUGUUAAUUAUGAAUUAAAGGAUUUGAAAAGUA
Gadus morhua (Atlantic cod) is the source of this 1562-nucleotide messenger RNA. It is a transcript of the gene pfdn2, whose product is annotated as prefoldin subunit 2. Gene Ontology annotation, biological process: protein folding. The transcript has 4 exons. NCBI's taxonomy places the organism in Eukaryota, Metazoa, Chordata, Actinopteri, Gadiformes, Gadidae. Gene Ontology annotation, cellular component: prefoldin complex. The record is from RefSeq and is a predicted model, not a curated record. The coding region runs from base 77 to 553 and encodes 158 amino acids.